UUAGGUAGAGGUUAUUCAUACAAAAGUUUUUGAGAUUUCGGUUAUUUUGUGAAAUUUUCCAUAAUUCAAACAAAAAUCCACAGUUGAUAAUACUCUUAGAAAGAAAUCCACCGUUGAUAAUUGAUUCUCUCUCAACUCUCAUUUUCAUUACCGCAACUCAUCGACGUUCUCAGAUGACCGGACCAGAAUCAUCCGAAGCUAAGGAAUUGGGUAUUUCCCUCACAUCGGCGGCAGAGAAGGAAGACGAAGACAUUACUGCCAUGUCUGAGAAUCAGGAACCACAAAAUCCGGCGGCUGCGGCCGGCAGUUCGUUUCCCGGCGUGCGAAUCGAAGCAGGGCCACCGCACGAGGCGUUAUUUCUUGUACUGAGUUAUCUUCCUCUAUUUGAGCUUCUUUCCAUGAGCUCAGUCUGUGUAUCGCUGAGAGACGCAGUGGAACAUGAUGUGUUGCCGUGGCUUCACAUCGUCGUUGAUCGGCGCUUGAGCUCCCGGCUAUCCGAUUACCGUCUGGGGAGAAUCGCCCGGAAGGCCGGUGGUCGCCUUAGAACUUUGGCUUUGAUCAAUUGUUUUAAGAUUUCAGAUUCUGGAUUUCACGAAGUUGUUGAGAAGAAUCCUCUUCUCACCAAGCUUUAUGUACCUGGAUGCACGAGUUUGACUCCAGGGGGAGUGGUUAGAGCAGUGAAGACUCUAUCUCAACAUUCCCACAAUUUGAAGAGCCUAAUGAUUGGUGGCAUUUACAACAUAGAGAAUGAACACCUUGAAGUCCUCAAAUGCCAUCUUCUUGAAAAUCGAUCGCUGCAGCAGCAGGAGGAGCGACAACAACAUCACCUGUAUCGUGAGCACAUUGACAGGUCGAAGUUAUUGAGCAACGAAUUCCAGCCAGUGAUUGAUGUACAAAUCUGCCCAAAAUGCUCUGAGAUAAGGAGUGUUUACGAUUGCUCGAGGGAGAGAUGCAAGAUAAAGCAAGAGAAGCAAUUGCUGGCAGAUUGCCGGGGUUGCAUUUCUUGCAUUCCAAGGUGUGAAGAAUGCGGUGGAUGCGUCGAUGAUGAUGAAAUAGAAGAGGCUGUAUGUGCAGGUAUCUUGUGUUCAAGUUGCUGGCUUCAACUUCCCAAAUGCAACCAUUGUAAUAGGCCAUAUUGCACACGACACUGUCAAAAUGUAAGUAGCUCUACUACUGGAUUUGUUUGUGAAAUUUGUCUUGAAACUCAAUAUGGUUGAGUUGACAUCUGAACUUGGAUUGAAACUAGAAGCCCUUGUUUGCACUUUUGUAUCUUGCAAACCAACGUUGCAAGGCAGGGAUGCAACAAGAUAUGCUUUGUUUGAAUAGAGAAAAUGUACAUCUUGCUGAAUGAAAGGAAAAUUGUUAACAUAUCAAA
Messenger RNA from Benincasa hispida (wax gourd), 1375 nucleotides. It is a transcript of the gene MEE11, whose product is annotated as RNI-like superfamily protein. NCBI's taxonomy places the organism in Eukaryota, Viridiplantae, Streptophyta, Magnoliopsida, Cucurbitales, Cucurbitaceae. Gene Ontology annotation, cellular component: cytoplasm. Gene Ontology annotation, molecular function: protein binding. The record is from RefSeq and is a predicted model, not a curated record.